AGAUACUGAGAACAAUUCCAUUGUGUGUCAACAGGGGUGGAGUUUACAGCUGGCAUGCCUCCUUUUUGAGAUACAGUAUAAAGGUUCAAGAAGCAUACAGCACUCCUCACAUUAACUGCCCUGAAUAUUGUGGGUCUUUAGCUAUUUCAUUUUUUUAAAAAGAAAAACAAAGCGAAACACCAAUGGCAUUUUCUACCCGAAGCUUUCACAGGAGCACAAGUUCCACUUUCCAGGCACCUGCACCCAGCCUAAACAGUUCGGCUUACAGGAAAAUAGGUAUUCAAAAGUAUCAGGCACCUAGUGUCUAUGGGGGAGCAGGUGGCUAUGGAACCCGCAUUUCUACCAGUACCAAAUACGGAGGAGGCUUUGGAACUGGCUCUGGCAAUACCUUUCAGUUCAAUGCUAUUGGUAAUGACUUAUUUGCUGGCAACGAGAAACUGACCAUGCAGAAUCUCAAUGACCGUUUGGCUUCCUAUCUGGAGAAGGUGCAUUCUCUAGAAAAGACCAACUCCCAGCUUGAAAAGCAGAUCAGAGGGUGGUAUGCAACUAGCUCCUCAAGUACAAGACAAGACUACAGUCCAUAUUACAAUACAAUUGAAGAACUCCGAAACAAGAUUGGUGCUGCACAACUGGAAAAUGCCCGGCUCAUUUUACAGAUUGACAAUGCCAAGCUAGCUGCUGAUGACUUUAGAAUGAAGUAUGAGAGUGAGCUAGCCAUCAGACAAGGGGCAGAAAAUGAUACUGCUGGACUGCUCAAAGUCAUUGAUGACUUGACCUUGACAAAGGCAGACUUAGAGUCACAGGUCGAAGGUAUGACUGAAGAGCUGGCUUUCCUCAAGAAAAACCAUGAGGAGGAAGUUGACAGGCUGAGAAAACAACUGGGUGGCACAGUGAAUGUAGAAGUGGAUGCUGCUCCAAGUAUUGAUCUUGCCAAGAUUAUGGAAAACAUGAGGCAGCAAUAUGAAAGCAUGGCACAAAAAAAUCGUCAAGAGGCCAAAGACCGGUUUGAUAGACAGACAGAAGAACUGAACCAGGUAGUAGCUGUCAACACUGAACAACUGAACUCCAAAAAAACUGAGAUCACAGACCUGAAGCGGACCUUCCAGAGCUUGGAGAUAGAACUACAGUCCCAGCUUAGCAUGAAAAAAGCUUUAGAAGACACCUUGGCUGAAACUGAAGCACGCUAUGGUUCACUACUAGCCCAGAUCCAGGCUGCAAUUGGCAAUGUAGAGGGACAGCUGGUACAGGUCCGAGCUGACAUGGAGCGUCAGAACAAUGAAUACAAUAUUCUCCUAGAUGUAAAGACCCGUUUGGAGAUGGAGAUUGCCACGUAUCGUCACCUCCUGGAAGGAGAGGAUAUUGGAAGUCGUCAAUCAGAGUUAUCUAAAGCAGAGUAUGAGAAAGAAAUAAAUAAAAUUAGAAAAAUCAAGACAGUUGUUGAGGAAGUGGUUGACGGCAAAGUUGUCUCUUCCAAAGUUAAAGAGAUUGAAGAGAAGAUGUAAGUGGCAGCAGGAAGGAUAUGCCUCCAAGCUUCUCAGAGUGAUGGCAACAAUUAUAUGAUUAAACAAACAGUCCAAGCCAGGUCCCCCUGAAGUCAAUGGGAGGUUGAAAAAUCCCCAGGUUAUGCACUGGGAAAAUGUGCUUUUCCUUUGUUUUUGUCUAUUAAUCAUAAUAUUUUUUUUUAAAUUUGCAUCCCUAAGUUACAAAGCACAAAUAUCUGUUAAAACCUUUUUAUUUACAAGGUGACUGGCAAGUUUCUUAAAGAAUGAGGGCUAUUCAGUAUUUGAGAUAAGGUGUAUACUAUACUGUUAUACAGAAAUCCAUAAUUAAUUCUAGGGUAGCUAGGAAUUGGUCAUUAAAUUUAUAUUACAUAUCAGACUUUUUAAUUUAAAUUAAAUUGAUUUUAUUUUUAAAAUUAAAUUUGCUUAAUAUUAAAAUAGAUAUUUGGCAGCCUAGCCUACCACUUGAAUUUAAUUUAGAAAAUAUUUAAAUUAUAUUUUAUGCUGUAACAUUUUUGAAGAACCUCAAAUAUCAAAACAGGAACCAUAGUUUGUUGAAGUCCUGAAAAGAAUCAGUCUCUUCUGCAAGAGCAGGAGUUUUCUUAUAUUUUUUUCCUACUAGUUCAGCUUAGUGUCUCUUUAAUUCAAAGUUCAGAAACAGACUGAGCACUAAAAAGGCUGGGAAGCAUGUUUUCCUUUUCUGGUCUAUGAAUAAAAACAAGAUUCUUCUAAAACUUUAAAGGACAUGAAUAAAAAACAAUCAGUUCAAUUCACAGCUACAGAUAAUAGUGUACUUUCCUUGUUGAAUAUAUCAAUUAGUUUUAAAAGAAAAACGUGUUUUGAUUCUCUUUUUCUCUUAUGUAUCUAGUACACUUAAAUUGAUCUUAUUUAACUAAAAUAAAAGUUCUAAAAUGCUGGUCUUGAAUAUUUUCAGUUGAAUUUCAAUUUUCAUCCAAAUAGAGCUUUAAAUAAACUGAGUAAAAAUAAUUAUUAUCCAGUAAAUACUGGAAAAUAAAAGUAAAAGUGUCAUACUAAGUUAAAUGAUUUUAUAUAGAUAGUGCACACUCUUUCUAUUAACAAAAAGAAGUAAUGUAUCUGGAGUACUGGUAGAUGCUACAUACUUGGUUGCAAAGCUCAUGUUUGAAUUGUUAAUCAAAGAGAAUUCACAGCUCUUUAGGAAAAUAACUAAAAUGUAUAAAGGCAGCACACAAUUAAAACUGAUUAUUUGAAGCAAAGUUUCCAAAUAUCAUGAUUCAAAACAACAUAGAUCACUCUGAUUUAAAUCAAUCCAGCCUAUUAUUUAUGUUUAUUUUAAUGGGAUGCAUAUUCUAUUCUUUUUAUUAUGAUUUUUCUAAGAGUAACUAACAGGUAAUUUUCAGUAAUGUGUAACUAGUGUGUAGAAGCAGAAUAUUUAUCCUAAAACUUCAUAAAUAAGAGUGACCAUGGAAAUAAAAAGGAUUUAACAGGCUAUGCCUUCUCUGUAGUUUAAAGUAUUAUUAAAUCUCUCUUACUUUCUCUUUGUACUUCUGUAAUUUGUGGUGCAUUCGUAUCUUGCAUUCUUAUAGUAUAUAUAAUGUUGAUCCCUG
Messenger RNA from Alligator mississippiensis (American alligator), 3085 nucleotides. It is a transcript of the gene KRT20, whose product is annotated as keratin 20. NCBI's taxonomy places the organism in Eukaryota, Metazoa, Chordata, Crocodylia, Alligatoridae. The transcript is spliced from 8 exons. Gene Ontology annotation, molecular function: structural molecule activity. The record is from RefSeq and is a predicted model, not a curated record. The coding region runs from base 183 to 1502 and encodes 439 amino acids.